Cyclopterus lumpus (lumpfish) is the source of this 3560-nucleotide messenger RNA. Its product is annotated as ankyrin repeat domain-containing protein 34A. The record is from RefSeq and is a predicted model, not a curated record. The transcript is spliced from 2 exons. NCBI's taxonomy places the organism in Eukaryota, Metazoa, Chordata, Actinopteri, Perciformes, Cyclopteridae. Bases 600 to 2204 code for a protein of 534 amino acids. Gene Ontology annotation, molecular function: protein binding.
ACAGGCGGCACCGUCAGUGCCGGUCGGUAACGGGCGGUCCGGUGAUGACGAUGAUGAAGAUGAAGAAGGAUCUUCAGCUCGGUGGUAAGGAAGAAAAGAGCUCCUGUUUCCUCCAUCUCCAUCUUCCUCUUCAUCAUCCCUCCAUCUUCAUCAGCUGCUGCAAAGCGGGUCUAAACGGCUGCUCCCGGUGCGUGCGCGUGCGCGUGUCUGUGUGUUGUCGGUAUUCUGUGAUUUUAACGGGAUAACACGGUUUGACAGUGAUGAUGAUGAAGAUGAUGAUGCAGCAGAAACACACCUUCUGAUCCUGUAUGUGUGUGUUCGUGUGUGUGCAUGAACGCACGUGCGCACGCACGCGCACGCUGCCGUUAACUUCGCCACCGGUGUGUAAAUAUAGAAAUCACUGCGUCAGAGUGACGUAGAGCCGCAUUCCGCCACAUCUUCAUCUUCAUCUUCAUCAUGCACCUGAGUGGCAGCAGAGACACGUGACCUGCUGCAGGUGAUGACGGCUGGAAUGGUUAUGAAUGCUGCCUUCAAAAUAAAGGUCACAUGACUUCUCAUGGAGGAUGGGCACUCAGCGUUGAGGUCUGAGAAGAGGGAUCAUGGGAGAUGGGGGACCCCUGCAGACCGAGGGGAACGCCCUCCUCAAAGCCGUCUUUCAGGGGAAGCUGAGGUUGACCCGCCUGCUGCUGGAGGGCGGAGCUUACAUCAACGAGGGCAACGAGCGUGGGGAGACGCCGAUCUCCGCCACCUGCUUGGCGAGCUAUGACGACCCGCAGACCCGGCAGAGGAUGGUGAGGUACCUGCUGGAGAAAGGCGCCGACCCGAACAUCCCCGACAAGAGCGGGAGGACGGCGCUAAUGCACGCCUGUGCCGAGCAGGCGGGGAUGGAGGUGGUCUCGCUCCUGCUGGAAAACGGGGCCGAUCCGAGCCUCAAGGAUUACUCCGGCUCUUCGGCUCUCGUCCACGCCAUCAACAAGGGAGACCGCGACACCCUGCAGGUGCUCCUGGAUGCCUGCAAAGCAAAAGGCAAGGAGGUGAUCAUCAUCACUACCGACACGUCUCCUUCCGGCACCAAGAAGACCAAGCAGUACCUCAAUGCCCCUCCAUCGCCGUGCAUCUUGGAACAACUGUCACCGACCUGCAUGUCUCCCUCCGAGGUGGAGAUCGGCACCUCCUCGCCGUUGGGAGACAAGAGCAGAGACGAGGAGGGGAUCUUCAGCUUCGCGCUCACCUCGGCGUUGCCUUUACCUUCGGCUCGACCUCCGGGAGAAAAGAGGCCGCCGCCACGCAAGCUGCUGAAGAGGCUGAACUCGGAGCCCUGGGGCCUGGUGGCGCCCUCGGCCCUGAUCGGGGUUCCUCAGGAGAGGUUGGACAGCGGCCUACAGGAGGAGGGAGGAGGCUGCGAUCUGAGCAGGACGAUCGCCGAGAUUAACGGGCUGUCCAUCGCAGAGCAGGUAAGACCUCGGCUGUCACGCCGGCACAGCAUCGAGACCCAUGACCCCUGCUCCCCCAAACUCAUCGAUCGGUCCUGCUCCGAGGACUACGCGGCCCUGUCCGGUUCCUCCUGGGCCGACAAAGUCCAGCAGCAUCAGAUCCUGUACCGUAGGAACACAGCCCCAGAGUCCCAGGAGAAUGCCGGCGGCCCCGGUGCGGCUGCUGCCCGGGCCCUGGCUCACCCCAAACUGACCCGGAUGGAGCAUUACGAGUCGGACACUCACCUCAGCCCGGAGUCCAUCCCUGGGUCUCCGGACUCCGGUCGGGUGUCUGUGGAGCGGAGGAGGUACAACGCCUCCCCCCUGUCGCUGGUCACCAGCUCCUCCAGGGAGUCUCUGGAGAACAUCCCCAACUCGGUGUCCCCCAUCAGCGUGCGCAGGCGUCCCCCGGGGCUGCUGGAGCGUCGGGGCUCCGGGACCCUCCUUCUGGACCACAUCUCCCACACCAGGCCCGGCUUCCUGCCGCCGCUCAACAUCAACCCCCAGAGACCCAUCCCCGACAUCCGGGCCAACGGCAAGCCCACCUCCCCCAUCCACUCCGGGCACAAGAUCCUGGUCCCCGUGGCCCCCGCCUCGCCCAAACGGGGCCCCGACUUCAAGAUGAAGAAGAAGCUGAUGAGGAGGCACUCGAUGCAGACGGAGCAGAUGAAGCAGCUCUCCACCUUCCAGGAGAUUCUGGCCGAGAAGGUUGUCGAGUCCCACGGGGAUUGACGACGGGAGGCGUCGGAGCAAAGCAUGAUGGGUAGCUGCAGAGACUUUCAGGGUAGUGAUUUACUGUGAAGCUUCUCCAUCAGAUCAUCAUCUCACUGACGACCUCAUUCAAAACCACCAUGUCUCCAUGGAGGGCUGCACUAACAGGUUAAAUCAACAUAGAUGUCACCAAAACAAGACUUCAGGCCCCUUUAAGCUCUUUGAACUCUUCAGUCCUGUCAGAGUCCCCCAGAGUCUCAGGACCUGAACCUGAGUCCUCUGAAGCUUUUCUGGGUUCACAAUCCAUUUACGUUCCUGAUGCUUCCUCAUUUCAUCCCCUCACAAACUGAUGAAACUAUUUAAAGAUUAUAAUCCGACUGGUUCGAUGUUUACAGAUGCACAAUUUGCACUGAGGUCCAUUUGUCUCACAUGAACCUUCUGCUGGAGCUGAAGUUUAACUGAUGACAUUUGUUCAUGAACAUAUUUAUUUGAACCAUAAGCUCCUGUUCUGAUUGAAGAGUGAUGACUCCCUACUGCGCUGCACGCUCUACUUACUGGUCUACUUGGUAUUUCUGUGUAAAUGAAGCAGAGUUCCUCUGAAUGAACCGUCUUUAUUUUACCGUCUGAAACGUAUCAACGAUGUUUCUCCGGUCUUGUGUUGAUAUUAACGUGUUUUUCUUGUUCAUAAAAUUCCAAAGAAAUCGUGCUGAGACUGUAAAUACUGUAAAGAUGAGCGCGUCAACCCUGAAGCACUUCACGUGGUUGGACUCAAGAGGGCGCUGACGGACCAUAAAGAACAGCCCCACCUCGGAGGAGUGUGUGCCCACCUCAGAGGGAGCGUUUCGAUUGCCUCUAAACGGCUCUCAACAUGGCAACAGCCUAGCCGGCGGCUAGCCGCUAACAGCUAACAGCGCACUAAUCAGUCAUAAAUCUGUUUCCUCUAAAAUGUUUUUAUUUAAUAAAAGUUACUAAAGAGGAAAGAUAAAGCUCUCCGUUAGCUUAGUGUCACGCUAGCUCGGCCGCGGCUUCCUAUUGAUCGACUAUAAAUAAUACGAUUGGUAUUCAUGUGUCUUUGUUCAACAAAGUUGAAUUUGAUUCAAAAUAAUGUGUGCAGAUUUACUUUUGGCUGAAACUACAAAUCAAAGCAAUUCCUUCUGAAUUAAUUUAGUCUCUUCCAGAUAUUUAAUGUGAACUAUUUCAUGCUAACUGUUUCUACACCUCAAUAAACAACUGCAACAUCUAGCUGCUAGCAGCUGCUAACACCAGAAUGUACGUCUGUCAGCACGAGAUACAACUAUUUGAUUUAGCUUGUUGCUAGCUCGCUAAGUGCUAAGAGAGCCUCUGUAACGUCUGAAGCUUCAAUAAGUUCUAAUUACA